Rotaria sp. Silwood2 is the source of this 2991-nucleotide messenger RNA. The record is from the annotation of a GenBank genome assembly. Lineage: Eukaryota; Metazoa; Rotifera; Eurotatoria; Philodinida; Philodinidae.
AUGACAACAACAACAAAUGAUAAUGGUAAUAAAGAUUCGACAAAUGUUAUACUGUUUGAUCGUGAUUGGAAAUAUAUUCAUUUUACAAACUCAUCAUCAAAAGAAUUUUUUUCAAUGAAUUAUGAUGAUCAUCAAUGGAAAACAAUUAAUCUACCACAUUAUCAAGUUAUAUAUGAUUCAUUGAUAUAUUGGUAUCGUAAAAAAUUUGAAUGGAAACAUAAACCAGAUUAUCAACAACAUAUUUAUUUAAAUUUUUACUCAAAUGAAGAUGAAGAUCAUCAACAAAUACCUUCAAUAAUAAUAUGGCUAAAUGAAACACUGAUCUAUUCGGGUAGUCUUCCAAAAUCAAUUCAAUUAACAAAAUAUUUACGAAUUAAUUCAGAUAAUAUUCUUGCUAUUUGUUCAGCAGAAGGUUAUACACUUUCAUUACAUACACGAAUACUUAUACCUCGUGUUUGUUUUGGUAGUAUAAAAUAUGAUGAUUUUAAUGAAAAUAGAUCAAGAAAACGACUUCAAAAACUUGAUUAUACAGCUAGUUUUGAUGACUCAGAUGGACUUAUUGAUGUUUGUAUUGAUUCAUUUGAUAAGAUGAAAAAAGCAGUUCAACAUGAAAAAGUUGAUAUAGAUGAAGAUUACGAAUGGGUGAAUGUAGUUGGUACUGAACAACCUGAAACUGAAACAAUAGUAGAAACUGGUCCAAUACCUCGUCUUGCUAUUUUAAUGCUUAUUGUUGGUACACGUGGUGAUGUUCAACCAUUUAUUGCUCUUGCUAAAGCACUUCUUGCAUAUGGUCAUCGAGUUCGUCUUGCAACACAUGAAAUAUUUCGAAAAUUUGUUCGUGAAAAUGGCAUUGAAUUUUAUCCAUUAGCAGGUGAUCCAGCUGAUCUUAUGUCAUUUAUGGUUAAAAAUGCUGGUAUUGUACCAUCAGUUAGUAGUAUUGUAGCUGGUGAUAUUGCUAAAAGUCGUCGUGUUAUGGCCGAAAUUCUUGCAUCAACAUGGAAAGCAUGUAUAUUAGAUGAUGAUGAAACAAAUGUACCAUUUGUUGCUGAAGCUAUUAUUGCAAAUCCACCAUCAUAUGGUCAUAUUCAUUGUGCACAAAAAUUACAAAUACCUUUACAUAUGAUAUUUACAAUGCCAUGGUCACCGACAAGUGCUUUUCCACAUCCAUUUGUUAAAGUUGAUCAUGAUCUUGGAUCGACGGAAAAAAGAAACCUGUUAUCAUAUAGUGUCGUUGAAAUGUUGACAUGGUCUGGUAUGCAUGAUCUUAUUAAUGAAUUUCGUAAGGAAAGUCUUGGUUUAUCUCCGUUACAUACUCGUCAAGCUGUUCGUUUAAUGAUAGACGAGCAUGUACCACAUACGUAUUGCUGGUCACCUUCACUUGUUCCUAAACCAGCUGAUUGGCCUUCACAUAUUGAUAUUUCUGGAUUUUUCUUUCUUGAUCUUGCAACAAAUUAUAAACCACCGGAAGAUCUUGUUCGAUUUCUUGAAUCAGGUAAUCAACCAAUUUAUAUUGGUUUUGGUUCAAUUACUGGUCAUGAUCCUCAAAGAAUACUGCAAAUCGUAUUAAAAGCUUUACAAGCUACUGGAUAUCGAGCUAUAUUAUCUGGAUUAGCUACAGACACCGAUAAACUACCUCAUAAUGUAUAUCGAAUUGGUAAUUGUCCACAUGAUUGGCUUUUCAAACAUGUGGCAGCUGUAUGUCAUCAUGGUGGUGCAGGAACAACUGCAGCUGGUCUUCGUGCUGGAAAACCUACUAUUAUAGUACCAUUUUUUGGUGAUCAAUUCUUUUGGGGAUCAAUGAUUAGUAAAAGUGGUGCUGGUCCAACACCAGUUCCUGGUAAACAUUUAAAUAUUAAUGAUUUAGCUGAAGCAUUUCGAAUUGCACAUGAACCAGAUAAACGUGAAGCUGCUCAUAAAUUAAGUGUUGCAUUUCAACAUGAAAAUGGUUGUGAAGCUGCUGUUCGAUCAUUUCAUGCAAAUUUACCAUUAAGUAAAAUGCGUAGUGAUCUUGAACCAUCACAUUGUGCAUAUUUUCGAUUAAAUGAUUAUAAUUUACAAAUUUCAAUUCCAGUUGCUCAAGUACUUAUUGCUGCUGGAGCUAUUGAAGAAGAUCAAUUAAAAUCAUAUUUUACUCGUGAUUGGAGUGCAUCAAUGUAUGAUGAUCGUCGACAUAUACCAAUACAUGGUUUCAUAAAGCAUGGACGUAAAGCUUUUCAUAGUUUAUUUAUUGAUACGCCAAAAGGUUUAAGAAAAGCAGUAGGUUCAAAAAGUUUAACAACAGGUACACUUGAUGGUACAGAAUGUAUUAUUAAAGGUGUUGGAAAAAGUCUUGGACAUGUAUAUGUCGGUUGUUUAUCAUUUUAUGGUGAAAUAACCGAUGCACUUGAAGGUUUACCUGAAUUAUAUGAUCCAUAUUCGGAUUCUGACAAACGUGAAAGACCACGUAUAGAAGACUUUAAUUCCGGUGCAAAAGCUGCUGAACUUUCUAUAUGGCAUGGAUUUAAAGAUGGUGUUACUGGACUUGUAACGAAACCUCAAACAGGUUAUAAAAGACAUGGUUUUUUAGGUGGAGCAGCAGGUGCAGCUGCUGCCAUACCAAAUAUUUUUAUUAAACCUGCUGUUGGUACACUUGCUUCAUUAACUUGGUUAGGUCGAGGUGUUUAUGCUGAAACUAAAAAUUUAUCACGGCGUAAAGAUGAUAAUUCAAAUAAUCACUUAACAGUAUUACAUUCACCUCGAUAUAAACGAUCAUCAUCUGAAUCAAGGAUUAUGGAUGAAGAUACGUCACCUGAAAAUCGAGCAUUAUUGGAAUCAGGUUUGAGCAUUGAUAUAUGUAAAAAAAUAUUAAAUGAAUUUGAACAAAUUAAAAAUCAGUAUAAUUCGAAAAACUCCUCUUCGACAAAUAAUAAUGAAAAUUCAAAACGAACAAAAAAGACAAAAUCAAAGAAAACUCUCCAGCGUGAACGUAGUCAUUCAGCUUCACCUUAUUAA